Folsomia candida is the source of this 807-nucleotide messenger RNA. RefSeq lists its product as uncharacterized. The record is from RefSeq and is a predicted model, not a curated record. Bases 162 to 758 code for a protein of 198 amino acids. The transcript has 4 exons. Lineage: Eukaryota; Metazoa; Arthropoda; Collembola; Entomobryomorpha; Isotomidae.
CACUAUCACCGAAAUGCAAAUACAUAUCUUUGAAGUCUGAUAAGCAGAUACAUGAUUACAUGAUUGUGCUCUAUUUAAAACUCGAUAACCAAUUAAUUAAAUAAGUUCAGUCAUCUCGCAAAUAUUCGGUCACCUUCCAUAGUCAAUAUUUAUUUAAUAAAAUGAGAUUUCAAAAAUUUUCUGAAUUUGUAAUCCUCGUGCAAUUAUUAAUUUAUGCACUGGUCCAAGGCCAACAGGGUGAGACCUGCGCUUCCAAAAUUGAAAAACUAUGGCCUCGCCAACAACUGGACAUGGAAAGAUUCACUGGACAAUGGAUGGUCAUUCAGCUCGCUCGCAUGAACGAUUCCUUGGUGGAGGACUCUUUCGCCAAAUGUGUCAGUCAAACAAUUAGCAGACAACCAGAUUCGGAUAACCUCAACAUUCGCAUCGAGUUGACCCUCAUCGCAGAUGGGACACAAAUUGCUCGUUUUGGCCAAGUUAAUACAACCUCUGACCAACCGGCCAUUUGGAAAUGGAGCUAUUUUGAUAAUCUAGCUCAAUUCUGGGAAGGCGUAGUAAUUGCCACUGAUUACGAGAAGUACUGGAUACAUUACGAGUGUGAAGAAGUUGAUGGAUUUCGUAUAGAAAGCGUCGUUCUUCGAUACCGUGAAAGAACCGUGGGACCGGGACAGCUUGCAAUUUAUGCCAGUCUCAUGGAAGGUUUAGGAUUUCCUGUCGGAAAUUUGGUAGAUAUUCCUCAACCAGCCGAUUGCGCAUAAUAAUUGCGAUUUCGCCCAAAUAAAAAGACUAAAUUUCAAUACAAAUAUA